CUCAUUUGUCACAGUCACAUUUCAGAAAAGGGCACUGUCGUAGUUUUUCGGCAAAUCAAGGGGACAUAGGUUCGGCUACCCUCACAUAUAUACACGCCCAAAAUCAGUAGUCAAUUGCCCUUUCUCAUCGGAGCUAUUACUAUUACUGCUACCACUAUCAACACUCCAAUCGCUAUAGCCCUCCCGGAAAAUGUGCUCCACCAAGCAAAAACAGAAGCAGCACCACCGCUCCUUCGACGUAGGUGGUGGUGGUAGCGGCGGAGACUGGCGGGAAGAAUCCAUCACCGGCGGAUCACUAAAGCAUGUCGAUUUAGAAAAGGGUAAAAACGGCUGGGCAUCACCGCCGGGAGACUUGUUCAACCUCCGAGGGACGAAUUACUUCACCAAAAAGACGAAAGUACCCUCCGGGGAUUGGCGUCUACAACCCGCCGGCGUUGAUUGGCUCCGAUCUAACUCCAAGCUCGACCAUGUCCUUUCUCGACACGAUAACCGUGUGAUGCACGCGCUGAGAAAAUCUCAGUCCGAAGGAAAAUCUCUCAAAACUUUCAUACUCGCCGUGAAUCUCCAAGUUCCUGGCCGUGACCACCACAGCGCGGUAUUCUACUUUUCCACAACCGACGACGCGCCGCUCGAACCAGGUUCACUUCUCUACAGGUUCGUCAACGGCGAUGACUCGUACCGUAACAGCCGGUUCAAAAUCGUGAACCGGAUUAUCAAGGGUCCAUGGAUCGUAAAAGCCGCUGUAGGUAAUUACUCAGCUUGUAUACUGGGAAAAGCGUUGAAUUGCUACUACCACAGAGGCCCAAAUUACUUAGAAAUCGACGUCGAUAUCGGAAGCUCGGCCAUUGCUAGUGCUAUUUUGCACUUAGCGUUAGGUUAUGUAACGUCAGUGACUAUCGAUAUGGGUUUUCUAGUGGAGUCACAAACGGAGGAGGAGUUGCCGGAGAAGCUUUUUGGGGCGGUUAGGAUUUGUCAAAUGGAGAUGAGUUCAGCUACAUUUGUUGAUACGACGUCGUCAAGGAAGGUAUUACCUACUGUUAAUUUACAUAAUAAUGUCAAUAGUAGCAGAGUUCAAGCUGAAGAGAAAGGUGAAAAUGAUGACGAUUAAUUAUAAGCAAAAAAUCAUUUUAUAUUUAAUUAUGAGGGAAAUUGUCAGUGACAUCCAUGUAGAUAGACGUCUAAUUUUAAGCUUAUUAAGCUUUUCUUUUUGGUCUAAUAAAAGUUCAUUUUCUUCCUCUCA
Messenger RNA from Capsicum annuum, 1240 nucleotides. RefSeq names its product protein ENHANCED DISEASE RESISTANCE 2-like. NCBI's taxonomy places the organism in Eukaryota, Viridiplantae, Streptophyta, Magnoliopsida, Solanales, Solanaceae. The transcript has a single exon. The coding region runs from base 191 to 1108 and encodes 305 amino acids. The record is from RefSeq and is a predicted model, not a curated record.